This is a messenger RNA of Exserohilum turcica Et28A, 582 nucleotides long. RefSeq lists its product as uncharacterized. The annotation marks the transcript as partial. The record is from RefSeq and is a predicted model, not a curated record. Lineage: Eukaryota; Fungi; Ascomycota; Dothideomycetes; Pleosporales; Pleosporaceae. The transcript has a single exon.
AUGUGCGUCGCCGAACUCUGCGUCACGGUUCUUCCGUGCCAGCACCGCUGGUACCAUCUCGUCCGCCCAUGCACUCCCUCCAGCAACCUCUCCACAUGCGGUAAGAAGCUGGGAAUCUCGGGCUGGGAGGUCAAGUGCGACCACUGCCCCUACUGCCACGGCCACGUUUCCGAGUUCGAGUACAAGCUCAUUGGCGACGGCCCAGCACCUCCGGUCGGAUCCCUCUCAGGCCUUGCGCGCGCACACUCGACCUCAUUGAACGCCGCGCGCCGCGACAUCCGCCUGGACAACAUCACCCGCACCGACAGCGCCACGAGCGUGGGCAGCAAGAGCAGUCUGGUCACAGCAGCAUCCGAGAAGAACCGGGCCAUGAACUCGCGCCUCGACGCCUACUUCUUCCCCUCGCCCGAGUCACCCUACCCUGCCGUGCGCGACGACGACAACGAGAGCAGCCCGGGCGGAAGUCCCAGCGACACUUCUGUCAGCGACUAUGCCAGCGUGCGACACCCCUCUGUCUCGAUGCCAGCUGGCUUGGCGCCACUCAAGGCCAACAUGCUCUCGCGCGUGCGCCAGCGAACCAGG